AUGGUAUCAAAGAGCCAGGUUCAACAGUUCCGCAAGAGCGCAAGAAAUAGGAUCAUUGGAAAAUCACCGACUGUAUUUAAAGAGAUCGUCGCUAAUUUGAAAACUUUGGAAGUAAAGUAUGAUGAAGAAGAUUUGGCAUUGAUCAUAUUGUGUUCAUUGCCCACUUCAUUUUCUUCAUUUAGUGACAUGAUCUUGUAUAGUCGUGAUACUAUCACUAUAGAGAAGGUGUAUGAUGCUUUGUUUUCAAAAGAAAAGAUGAAGCAUCUGGUUUCAGAUGUCAGAGAUGGAGAAGGCCUUGUUGCUCAUGGUGGUUCUGAAAGGGACAUAUCGAAGUCUUCAGUAAUCAGAUUUAUAACUUUUGCAAGAAGAAAUGGCACUUGA
Fraxinus pennsylvanica is the source of this 381-nucleotide messenger RNA. Lineage: Eukaryota; Viridiplantae; Streptophyta; Magnoliopsida; Lamiales; Oleaceae. The record is from the annotation of a GenBank genome assembly.